Molecule: messenger RNA, 4826 nt
Organism: Drosophila albomicans
Lineage: Eukaryota; Metazoa; Arthropoda; Insecta; Diptera; Drosophilidae
Gene: mtRNApol
Product: DNA-directed RNA polymerase, mitochondrial
Exons: 8
Coding region: 245-4423 (1392 amino acids)
Biological process (GO): mitochondrial transcription
Cellular component (GO): mitochondrial DNA-directed RNA polymerase complex
Molecular function (GO): DNA-directed RNA polymerase activity; protein binding; mitochondrial promoter sequence-specific DNA binding
Source: RefSeq, a predicted model, not a curated record
AGUUUCGUAUUGUCAAUUGAUGACUUGAUAAACACACACAAUAUAAAUGGUUUGUAAAUUGGUGCCAGUUCAUAAAGGGCUGUCGUUUUGGUAUAUUAGCAUAAUGUGAUACUCGGUCACACUGGCACUGUCAGACCAACACGUGAAGCGCGCAAUGGACAACAAAAUAUUAUGCAAGCGUUCAAUAUUUGUGUAAAAAUUGUGUAAAAUCUAAUACGAAACGUUGCAAUUGCAACUCGCAAACAUGUAUCGCUUAUUGGGCGUCAACCGCGCUGCAGCUGUACAGCGUGUGCUACGCUUGCCGCCGCCUACCUCAACAACAACAGGCUGCAGCAAUUGCGGCACCGCUGCGCAUAAUUUGACUCAAUAUCAGCAAUAUUAUCAGAUGCUUUACCGUCCAGCGCCGGCAACAACAACUGCAAUUGCUUUACGCACACAGUCCACCACACCCACACAAGCAGACGCCUUGGCUCAGGCGAAGAAGAAACGUUUACGUAAACCGCGCUACGCCAAAUAUGUGGAGCUAUUGGAAGUAACCGAGCUUACUGCCAGCGAGCGCAAGUCGCGUGUCAAGCGCUUGAAGUCAAAGAAAUUGGCAGAAUUCAUACAGAAAACACAAAUGCAAAUCCUCGAGAAGCGGGCACGAGAAGAACGACGUGCCCAGAAGAAAGGCGAACCCUGCAGUGGUGAAGCACAGCUGCAGCUGGAGGAAUAUCAACAAUUAAUACUGGAGAGCCACAUCAAUAGUCCAGCAAAGUUAAAGAACAGUGAAGAAACCGUACUGCGGCAGCCCGCAGAAUAUCAAAAGUUCGAUUUGGAUGCGGUAGACAGUUCGAUAUUGGAGGCGGGCAUGUACGAUGACAAGCCGAUAAUAUUCUUUGGCAAGGAUACGUACACCAAACAGAUAAUUUCGAAUCCGACAGAGGUGCACAACAUACUAAAGAGCUUUAACAAUUAUCGGGACAUUCUGGAAGGUAUUGAACAUGAGCGACAGGACAACAUUGAAGCGGAUUUGGCCAGAUUUGGUUUGAAUGCACCUAAACUCGCCGUAGUGGAGUCAACUUUGUUGGAUCCCUUUGAAUCGAAUGAGCCUUACAUCGAUGAUCAGCAGCAGCCCCCGAAACCUAUUCAGGAAACUAGUGUGCAGUCGAAAAUAAAUGCCGUAACAGCAAAAUCCAAAAAGCGCUUCAAGUCAAAGGUGCAUGUCAAUGAGGAACAGGAACGUCUGGCCAAGCAGCGCGCAUUGAACGUAAAUUUGACUACAUAUCUCAAUGUAUGCGUCUCAGCAAACAUGCUGAGUCGCGCGCUCUCCACAAUCUUUGCCUAUCGCAGUCGCGCCAAAAAGAAUAACAUACCGCAGAAGCAGAGCAUCAUCACCAUUGAACUGUAUAACAUUCUGUUGCAUGGCUAUGCGGGCAAAGGUUCUUUUGACCGUUGCCAGGAGCUGUUCAAGCUUAUCCAUGAGGAUGGUCUGCAGUUUAGCGAGCAAACUUAUGCAGCUGCUUUCGAAUGUCUUGGACGAGUUGAGUCGGAUGCAGAGAAUAUAAAAUCGAUUGAACAGUACAUCGAACAGGCUGAACAACAAGGAUAUACGCUUAAUCAGAUUAUGGAUCGCUCGAAGUUUGUGUCUGAUCAACGUGAUAUAGCGCUGGAUGCCAUAAGGCGAGUACGUGCCGAUUUCACGCCUGUAUAUGUGCCACCUCAGUUGGGCUACGACAACGAAUUGCUCAACGAUCUCAAUGCAUACACUGUUCCCGUGGGCGCCGAAGCCGAAACAAUAAAGCAGCAGGAUUGCAGCAUUAUGAACUCAAAGCUUGGAUAUAGUAAAGCACAAUUAGAGCAGCUAGCUCGUGAACAGUUGCAAGUGGAAUUGGAUGGCUCCAUCACCAUCAAGUCCAUUGAAAAGCCCAAGGAAUUUGCCAAUGCCAAAUUUUGCCGCACUAAGCUUAAGGAAUUGGAUCAAACGUGGCGUAAGCAAAUCUCGGCUGCCAUUGUGCGUGAUCUGAACACGUUGCGUGCUCAGGUGCGUUUCAAGCCGCAUGGAUACAUGAACUACUAUACGUACCUUAAGGUGCUGGAAACGAGCCACUUUACGGACAUACUCAUCAAGGAGAUCUACAAACUCGCCGAAGGGUCCGAGACCUUUAGUCCCACCGUGGGUCAGCUAUACAAGGAACUCGGUCAACGGGUGCAGCAAUGCUAUCAAAUCGAACUGAAAAAACACAAUGGCACGUUGGAGAAAGUUGGCGAUAUUUACAGCUCGUACUGUGAGCUGUGGGAUAGCGGCAAGAGUCAGGAUAAUACAAGGCAAAUGUGGCAACGUUUGGUGCACGAACAGCGUGACAGUGGACCCUCCAUGGAUCUGCCCGAGGUACCGUGGCCGUCGAAUGUAUUGAUCGGUGUGGGACGUUUCCUUUUCAAUAUUUUGGUGCGUGACAUCAAAAUAGAUGCGCAUAUUAUGCGUCAAAAGAAGACAGCGACGACGACGCCACAGAAUCUAUUGCCUGCCUUUUAUACGCUGUUUCGGAAUCAAGGACGUUUGGUCAAGGAGGAAGUCAAACCACAUCCCGUGUUGUCGCGUUUAUUGCGCGCCUCACGCCAACAGACGCUCACCUUUGACGCGAAUCUGGUGCCCAUGCUGUGUCCACCACAACCCUGGAGCACGCCACACAACGGUGGCUAUUUGCUGAACAAAUCGGAACUGAUACGUUUGCCACAGCAGGCGGUGCAGCAAUGGGAACGCAUACACGCCUCCAAUCCGCAGCAUCUCUAUCCGGCACUCGACUCGCUCAAUCAGCUAGCCAGUGUGCCGUGGCGUGUCAACACACAGCUGCUGGAUGUGAUCAUUAAAGUGUUUCAAAAUGGCGGUGAUGCCAAACUGGAUGUGCCACAGCCGCCCAGCUCGUUGCCAGCAUUGCCCACUCUGCCUGCGGCUAGUGAUAGUGAGAAUCCUACGUCGCCAGCUGAGCGUGCCAAGCAGUUCAGGGAUAAGCUGGCACAUCGACGCAAACAAAGCGAGAUGUACAGCUUGUGGUGCGAUGCGCUCUAUCGUCUGUCGCUGGCACAGCACUACCGUGACAAGGUCUUUUGGCUGCCGCACAACAUGGACUUCCGUGGACGCGUUUACCCCGUGCCGCCGCAUUUGAAUCACUUGGGCUCUGAUUUGGCUCGUUCGAUGCUCAUAUUUGAUCAGGCACAGCCGCUGGGCGUCGAUGGCUUCAGCUGGCUGAAACUGCACUGUAUCAACUUGACGGGCCUUAAGAAGCGAGAUUCAGUGCGUGAACGUCUGCUGUAUGCAGAGGAGAUUAUGCCAGAGAUACUCGACUCGGCGGACAAUCCACUCACGGGUCGCAUGUGGUGGUCCAAAUCGGAUGAACCAUGGCAAACGCUUGCGUGUUGCAUGGAGAUUGCCAAUGUGCAACGCUCACCCGAUCCCAGUGCCUAUCUGAGUCGCUUUCCCAUACAUCAGGAUGGUUCGUGCAACGGUCUGCAGCAUUAUGCGGCAUUGGGUCGUGAUCAAGCGGGCGCUUGCAGUGUUAAUCUGUCACCGUCAGCUAUACCGCAGGAUGUGUACAGUGCGGUUGCGGCGUUGGUAGAACGCACACGUAAAACGGAUGCCCAGAAUGGACUCCAUGUGGCUGCAGCACUGGAGGGAUUCGUGCGACGCAAGGUCAUUAAACAGACGGUGAUGACAACGGUGUAUGGUGUGACACGCUACGGAGCACGAUUACAGAUUGCGCGACAGCUGAAAGACAUUGAUGACUUCCCCAAGGAUUGGGUGUGGCCAGCGUCGACGUAUUUGACCACAAAAACGUUUGAGAGUCUGCGCGAAAUGUUCACGUCGACUCGCGAGAUUCAAGACUGGUUUACCGAGUGUGCCCGCAUGAUUGCCGGCGUGUGCAUGCAAAAUGUGGAGUGGGUAACACCGCUGGGCUUGCCCGUGGUGCAGCCAUACAAUCGCCAGGAGACAAAGCAUGUGCCCCGUGCCGGGCUGCGUGUGACCAACAGCAUGUCAACGGAUCUGUACGAACGUCCCAAUAUCCUGAAACAGAAGAAUGCCUUUCCGCCCAAUUUCAUUCAUUCGCUGGACUCGUCGCACAUGAUGCUCACCUCGUUGCAGUGCGAGCGCCAGGGCAUCACCUUUGUCUCGGUGCACGAUUGCUUCUGGACGCAUGCGUGUACGGUGCCGGAGCUGAAUCGGGCGUGUCGCGAGCAGUUUGUGGCGCUCCAUUCACAGCCCAUUCUUGAGCAGCUGUCCAAAUUUAUGCGACAAACGUAUAGCUUCCGAGACACCGAAUUUACCAACGAUGGUUCGGUGGAGGAUCUGUCAAAACGGCAGCUGAAUCGCACACUGAGACAACUGCCACAGAAAGGUGACUUUGAUCUGCGCAACGUUCUUGAUUCGGUCUACUUCUUCAGCUAAAAGGAAAUGUGCCUAAUUCUCUGUAGUCAUUAGCUUAAGAUUUUGUUAGAUUUGUUGAAAAAUUGGAUGCUUUUAAUACCAAAAGAAAAUUGCAAAACUAAAGGAAAUACCCAAAGUCAAGUGCAGCCGCAAAAAAUGUGAUUUUUCUAAAUGUUUACAAUAUAAAACAUACAUACCUAACUUAAAAUAGCCUAAUACCCAACAAAACCUAAUUGUUAAUUUAUAAUUCGUUGAUGUGAAUUGGCAUAUCUACUGAUUUUUAUAUACUACACACAACUAGUAUUUCUACUGUGCAAAAGAAGCUUAUUUAUGAAAUAAACCAAAACGAAAUAUUUGAAAUAUUAUUAAAAGUGACACUUGAUAAAUGCAAUAAACAAUAAAUUGUAAUACCAUAUUUAUGAAA